AUGAGAACUUGGGAGGUUCACACUGAAGCCUUGCCUGGGUUCGGCCACGCAGGCGGUAGAGACGGGCUCAACGCCUCAGGCCGCGUCCUUGAAGAGGGCUGCAGCCGCGGAAGGCGUGGCAGGACGUGCACUCCGGGGCUGGGUGCGGGCGAGGCCGCCUCUGCGCCCCGGACCGGCCCGCGGGCCAGCUGGCGGCCUGGUCCGCUCCGGGUCCUGAGCUGCCCAGCCCCCAGACCUCCUGAGGGCCUCUGGCAGCCGCGCACGCUCCGCUUCUGCGCCCUGCCCCGGGCAUGCCGCCAGGCGUUGCGCUAG
Rangifer tarandus platyrhynchus (Svalbard reindeer) is the source of this 312-nucleotide messenger RNA. The record is from the annotation of a GenBank genome assembly. NCBI's taxonomy places the organism in Eukaryota, Metazoa, Chordata, Mammalia, Artiodactyla, Cervidae.